Capra hircus (goat) is the source of this 2496-nucleotide messenger RNA. RefSeq names its product schlafen like 1 (gene SLFNL1). The transcript is spliced from 4 exons. The coding region runs from base 1401 to 2405 and encodes 334 amino acids. NCBI's taxonomy places the organism in Eukaryota, Metazoa, Chordata, Mammalia, Artiodactyla, Bovidae. The record is from RefSeq and is a predicted model, not a curated record.
UGCAUUCUGACCCCUGCUCAGGGAGCCUGGGAUUGGUAACUGAGGUGGAAGAUGAGGCCCAGUAUGGGCACAAGGGCCUGGAGAGACCUGGCAGAGGGAGGAAGUGUGUCUUCAGCCCCUGGAUUCUAGGAGCUGUCCGGAAGGAGCCCCCCACCAAGCUGCACAGGACAUCUGUCUACAUGGGGGUGGGGCGUCAGGGAGAAGUGUUCCUGACCCUCUUCAUAGCCUGCCUGCUGGAGGCAUUGUCGACUCUCCUGAGCUCACAGAGGUAGCUGCAUAGGCCCCGCCCACUUCCCACAGCCCUGGCUUCCCCUCCUGAGCCAAGCCCCUAAGCGCCCUGGGGAGCUGCUGGCCAAGGGUCAGGGGUCUGUGGGAGCUGAGGGCUGGCACCUCCCAUGCUCCCCCAGGAACCAUCAGGACAUGAGGGUCAUAGGCCUUCCUCUUCCCCCUAUUCCCGUUUGCCCUGAAUGUCCCCACUCCAGCAGUGGUGGCCCCCAGACCCUGACUGCCUUAAGGAUUCAAUCUGAAAAGAUGCAGGCCAGCCAUACCUGCCACAGAGUCCGGAGGCUCGGUGUGUGUGGGUGAGUGGAGGGGCUGGUGUGUGCACAGCUCAGGAGCAAGGUCCCUGGCCUAGUGUGAGGUGGUGGGGGAUGUACCCAAGGACCCAGCUCUGACCCUUCCUUGCUUCCUCUCCCUGGACCCAAACCGGAGGAUUUGGUCGAGACAAACCUCCUCAGAUUAUAUGUAUAUAUGCAAACGCUGUUGUCCUGUGAGGGGCCGUAGCUUCCAUCAGUGUACCCAAAGCAUAAGAACCUCUCUCUAAACCCUCUGACCCAGCCUGACCCCUUCAGAGCCUCUGCUGGGCUCACACCAGCUUCAGAGCAGGCAAGAAGCCCAGGGGGUCCAUGACUAAUCCUCAGGGCCCUGGGUUAACGCCCUAGCCUGGGACUUCCUGAGGGAAGACAGGCCCGCUGAGGCCAAUGACAGGAUAUGGGGGCCCCUCAGAGACCUGAGUUCUGCCUCUCCCCCUCUUUGGUCGUACUGCCUCAGUCUUCCCUUCUGUGGAAAUGGAGUGGCAGGCACACACGCUCUGUUCGCUGGCUCAGCUCUGACUCCCCUCUUCCCUGUCCUAGGCCUUGGGUGGGGGGCAGGGCCCUUCCUGCUGGCUCUCUGCCCACCCUCUCUCUCUCUCUGGCCCUCCUCAGCCCCUGUCAAUCUGUGAACCUCCCCGAAGCCUCGGCCUCCCCGAGUUCCCUGGGAGGCCCUGGGCCAGGCUGAGAGCCCAGGCCCUGGGAGGAGCAGCCAGUGGUGAGGAAUCCUAGAAGCCCCUCCAGGGGAGGCCCCCUCCAGAGACUCCCAGGAAGAGACCACCAAAACACAGGCGCCCCCUGACCCCUGCCAUGGAGCCCCCAGGCAAGCAGCCCCUGCGGGAGCUUCCCCCAGAAGAGCCCCCGCCUGAGGACUCGGGUGCCAAGGCAGCUCCCAGCAGGCAUGUUCUCUACGUGGGCCACCUGAACCCCCAGUUCUCUGUGCCGGUCCUCACCUGCCUGCUGAGAGACGCCCUGGAGCGUCUUGAACUGCCAGUGGCGCGAGAGCACAUUGAGGUCGUCCGGCGGCCACGCCAGGCCUACGCGCUGGUGCAAGUGGCCACCCCCAAGGACACCCUGGCCUCCCUGCCCCAGCGCCUGCACACGGCCUGGGGGCAGCACCAUAUCAUCAAGGAACUGGUGGCCCGCGGGAAGGAGCCGGUGCUGGGUGAGGGCCGGGAGCCUUCAAACCACCGAGAGGGCAUCCUGGGCCAGGAGCGCCUCUUCCAGGGCGCCUUCCUGGGCAACGAGACGCGCAACCUGGAGUUCAAGCGCGGCGGCGGCGAGUACCUGAGCCAGGCCUUCAAGCACCACUUGCGGCGCUACGUGUGCGCCUUCCUCAACAGCGAGGGCGGCAGCCUGCUGGUGGGCGUGGAGGACAGCGGCCUGGUGCAGGGCGUCCGCUGCAGCCACCGCGACGAGGACCGCGUGCGCCUGCUGGUGGACUCCGUCCUGCAGGGCUUCAAGCCCCAGGUCUUCCCCGACGCCUACAGGCUCACCUUCAUCCCCGUGGUCAGCACCUCCACCACCGACACCCCUCUCAAGGUGAUCCGCCUGAGCGUGCAGGCUCCCAAGGCCCAGGCCGAGCCGCAGCUCUACGAGACCGACCAGGGGGAGGUGUUCCUGCGGCGGGACGGGAGCAUCCAGGGCCCGCUGUCCGUGCGCGCCAUCCAGGAGUGGUGCAGGCAGAAGUGGAUGGCUGAGCUGAGCAAGCUGGAGGAGAGGCUGCAGGCGCUGACGGCCGAGAAGGAACAGCUCCAGCAGCAACUGCAGCAGCAGCAGCACAGGCCCGUCUCCUGCACCUGCUGCGUCUUGUGAGGGCCCAGUGCCCCACCUGGAACAUGUGGGGCUUUCCUGCUUGACCCUACAUUGCCCCCAAUAAAACCAGUCUGGGCUGCUCAGAGAUGGA